CUUCUUCCCGCUCCUCAGUUCAGCGGACUCCGGCGCGUGUUCUUCCGCAGGUGUGUAUAUAUACGGGCGAGACUGGAAAAGGCUAGCGGCGAGUGUGAACUCGAUCGGGUUAUCCACUCGAGCUAGCUAGCUAGCUCCGAUCCAAUCCAAUCCGGCGGUAUAAAUUCGACGAGGACAGACGCGAGGUCAUGGCGGCACAGGAUGGCGUCAGGACAGCCGGCACCGCCGCGGCGGCGGCGUGCCGCGGGCGGCGCUUCGUCGGCGUCCGGCAGCGGCCGUCGGGGCGGUGGGUCGCGGAGAUCAAGGACUCGGCGCAGCGCGUGCGCCUGUGGCUGGGCACGUUCGACACGGCCGAGGAGGCGGCGCGCGCCUACGACGAGGCGGCCCGCGCGCUGCGCGGCGAGGGCGCGCGCACCAACUUCGCCGACCGCGCCCGGCGGUGCGGCGGCGCGGGCGCGGCCAGGGCCAGGCUGAGCAAGAACCUGCAGCACGUGAUGGCGCGGGCGGCGGCCGCCGCGGGGAGGAGUGCCACGGCGUGCGCCGGGGCGGGCGAGCAGUUCGCGCUCGCCGCGGUGUUCCGGCAUUGGCAGCAGCCCCACGCGCCGCAGCAGCAGGCCGAGGCCGCCGCCGCCAAGCACGCGGUGCAGCCGAGCUUCGUCGUGCCGAGGCGGACCGAGGCGCCGCCGUCGCCGUCGCUCGGAGCCGGCGAUCCCUGCUGGGGCGACGUCUCCGCCGAGCUGACGACGAUGCGCGCGGAGGAGAGGUCGUUCAAGGUGUCCUCGUCUAUGAUCGUGCCGCCCUCGUUCAGCGCGUCGUCGGAGUCGGAGUCGGAGUCCUUGGGCCUGGAGGAUUUUCUAGCUACUAGCUGAUGGCGCGACGACUCCUCUCCGUCUAGUCCAUGUUUGCGGCGGCGCGCUUGCUUGCCCGGACAGUGUAGAUAUUGCGCAAGCGCCGCGCCGCC
This is a messenger RNA of Panicum virgatum (switchgrass), 961 nucleotides long. Its product is annotated as dehydration-responsive element-binding protein 2E-like. Gene Ontology annotation, molecular function: DNA-binding transcription factor activity; DNA binding. The transcript has a single exon. The record is from RefSeq and is a predicted model, not a curated record. Lineage: Eukaryota; Viridiplantae; Streptophyta; Magnoliopsida; Poales; Poaceae. The coding region runs from base 189 to 869 and encodes 226 amino acids. Gene Ontology annotation, biological process: regulation of DNA-templated transcription.